UGGAUGGUGACACAGUUAUUGGCAUUCCACCACGCCGUCAGUCAGCUAGGACACGGUAAGUGAGCUGUUCUGGCACUCCCCAGUCAUGGCAGGCUCCGAUCUUGUUGACCACUCACCCCGCCAUCCCACCAGGGCUGUGCAGCUAGAGACCGCUUCGAAUGUCAUCUUAAUCGAUAACUACGACUCCUUCACCUGGAAUGUAUACCAGUAUUUGGUGUUGGAGGGUGCUACCGUGACGGUCUUUCGCAAUGACCAAAUUACUUUGGAAGAAUUGAUUUCUAAAAAACCAACUCAACUCGUUAUCAGCCCUGGCCCGGGCCACCCGGAGACUGACGCCGGUAUCAGCAAUGCUGCAAUUCAAUACUUUGCCGGGAAAGUGCCUGUUUUUGGGGUGUGCAUGGGCCAACAAUGUAUGAUUUAUUCAUUUGGCGGAAAGGUUGAUGUAACGGGCGAGAUUCUGCACGGCAAGACCUCGGUCUUGAAGCAUGACGGAAAGGGUGUCUAUGAGGGGCUUCCUCCUUCAGUGAUCAUUACGCGGUACCACUCUUUGGCGGGCACCCAUUCUACUGUGCCUGACUGCCUAGAAGUGACCUCCACGGUUCAGUUAGGAGAAGAUUCUAGUAAGACGGUUAUCAUGGGUAUUCGACACAAGGAGUUGGCAGUGGAAGGUGUUCAGUUUCACCCUGAGAGUAUCCUGACGGAACAUGGACGAACAAUGUUUAGGAACUUCCUCAAGCUUACCGCUGGCACCUGGGCAGGCAACGGCAAGAACUUUGGCCAGUCUUCAAGCGCUCCUGCGAAGCCGGGCAAGAAGAUGUCUAUCCUCGAAAAGAUCUACGACCACCGCAGGGCCGCAGUCGCUAUCCAAAAGACCAUUCCGUCUCAGCGGCCAGCUGACCUCCAGGCUGCUUACGAUCUUAACAUUGCUCCCCCCCAAAUUCCGUUCCCCGCCCGUCUGCGGCAAUCUGCAUACCCACUGUCCUUGAUGGCGGAAAUCAAGCGUGCUUCCCCUUCGAAAGGCAUGAUUGCAGAGCAUGCAUGUGCUCCUGCGCAGGCCCGACAAUACGCCAAGGCUGGAGCAAGUGUCAUCUCAGUCCUGACUGAGCCGGAAUGGUUUAAGGGCAGCAUUGAUGACUUGCGUGCUGUGCGCCAGAACCUAGAGGGGAUAACCAACCGGCCUGCGAUCCUCCGGAAAGAAUUUGUGUUUGACGAGUACCAGAUUCUGGAAGCGCGCUUGGCUGGUGCCGAUACUGUUCUACUCAUUGUGAAAAUGCUUGACAUCGAGCUUCUCACAAGACUUUACCGUUACUCUCAGAGUCUGGGCAUGGAGCCCCUAGUCGAGGUCAACACUCCUGAGGAGAUGAAGAUUGCCGUAGACCUUGGUGCCCAGGUCAUUGGCGUUAACAACAGGGAUUUGACUAGUUUUGAAGUGGAUCUCGGCACCACCAGCCGGCUAAUGGAUCAGGUGCCCGAAAGCACCAUUGUUUGUGCGCUCAGCGGAAUUUCAGGUCCCAAAGACGUGGAGGCCUAUAAGAAGGAAGGCGUCAAAGCUAUUCUUGUUGGGGAGGCCCUUAUGCGUGCUCCAAAUACUGCAGCGUUUAUUGCAGAGCUCCUUGGAGGGGAAUCCAAGAAACUUCCUCAAACCCCGCCAAACACCCCUUUGGUGAAGAUUUGCGGUACUCGAACUGAAGAAGGUGCCCGUGCGGCAAUUGAAGCUGGUGCAGAUUUAAUCGGUAUUAUUCUUGUCAAGGGCAGGAAACGGCUGGUUCCGGAUGAUGUUGCGUUGCGAAUUUCUCAAGUAGUUAAGUCUACUCCACGACCCACCCCUCAAUCUCCCGCCGAAGGAGAUUCAGACACAACCGCAAUUGAUUACUUUGACCAUUCCGCCAGUCACUUGCGACACCCUACGCGUGCUUUGCUUGUGGGUGUAUUUCUGGAUCAGCCGUUGUCUUAUGUCCUUGCUCAACAACAAAAGCUUGGGUUAGACGUCGUGCAACUGCAUGGAUCCGAACCCCUAGAAUGGUCCAGGCUCAUUCCAGUGCCUGUCAUUCGUAAAUUUGGCCUCGAUGAUUUUGGAAUCGCGCGAAGGGCUCACCAUACAUUGCCGUUGCUGGAUUCGGGGGCUGGAGGCUCUGGUGAACUCCUAGAACAAUCACGUGUCAAACAAGUUCUGAACUCUGAUGAGGGUUUGCGAGUUAUCCUAGCUGGAGGAUUGGAUUCCACUAAUGUUGUCGAUACCCUCAAAGGACUUGGAGAGUCGGGAUGUAAAGUGGUCGGGGUGGACGUGAGCUCUGGCGUCGAGUCAGACGGAGCCCAGGACCUUAACAAAAUCCGUGCUUUUGUGCAAGCAGUGAAGGGUCUUUCUCUGUGAUUUCCCACCUUCCAUUUAAUGUUUAGGAUCUGGAUAUCUGACCUUUUAUGACGGCUUUAUAUAUGAGAUUUUUUUUACAUCCAGUCUUUUAAUUUUGGUAGCCCUUGCCGUCGACGGAAAGCCUCUCUCAUAAGUUAUCAUCUUUUGUUUUUUCAAAUAUCACUUUCGGGUCCUCUUAGUCUCACUUUCACCUCUCAAUAGAAUAAUCAGCCUGUACCCUGAAAUAAAAUUAAAUCUUUGAAAACACAAUUUCAGCCUCGC
Messenger RNA from Aspergillus ochraceoroseus IBT 24754, 2632 nucleotides. Its product is annotated as bifunctional anthranilate synthase/indole-3-glycerol-phosphate synthase. Gene Ontology annotation, cellular component: cytosol. Gene Ontology annotation, biological process: L-tryptophan biosynthetic process. The transcript is spliced from 2 exons. The record is from RefSeq and is a predicted model, not a curated record. The coding region runs from base 86 to 2371 and encodes 761 amino acids. NCBI's taxonomy places the organism in Eukaryota, Fungi, Ascomycota, Eurotiomycetes, Eurotiales, Aspergillaceae. Gene Ontology annotation, molecular function: indole-3-glycerol-phosphate synthase activity; anthranilate synthase activity; phosphoribosylanthranilate isomerase activity.